UAUUGUUGCAGUGUAAAUCUGAAAUUAAACAUAUUUGUGCAAUGUUAUCCAGCCUUUUCACCGUAAAAUAUUGACAAUGCACCUUCUUGCUUCUUAUCGUUUGUAAGAUUUGACGAGAUUUCUGGUAAAGUUAUGAUUCCAGAAAAACAUGUAUCUGUAACUGCCAGUUAAUAUAAAAAAACCCCAACAAAGUAGCAGUUUGUCUCUGGGGUUUGGGUGAGAAAGUGGGAGAGUUUUAGAUGUCACAUGUCUGACAGAGAGGCUGUAAAUCUUGGUGUUAAUCUGCUUUUGCGUGCAGCAGAGAGAGCGAGAAGCUGCAUCUGACCACGCUGCUCAGCACGACUUCCUCAAGUGUGAUGAAUGAGUCGGGUACUUUUGAAAAACAGCCAACCACAAGCAUUCAGCAAUAGCAUUUAUGUUUGAGAACCAAAGGAAACCAACAGCACCACAUGCAAUGCAUAUUGGUAAUACAGAGGAGAGAACAUGUCUCAUUUAGCAGUUAACACUCCUAGAUGGUUGAAUAGCAAUAUGACAUACUAUUAAAAUAGCCAACAAGUAUUUCUAUUACCGUCACUCGUCUACAGAUGUAGAUAUAUUAGUGUUGAUGGUGUGAUGUCAAGUGGCUCUUUUUAUUCCUUAGCAGCAACUCGUGCACUCUUUAAUCCACAUAAGCUCAUGAGUCUUCUCUAAAUCCAUCCAAUCUGUUGAGUGUCUAUACUUAACAGCCCUACUCAACAAAUCUGGGGCAAUAGAAGGUAUGGUAAAGCUACAGUUGCUGCAUAUAAAGAGCAAAAUUACCAUCGUAUUGGUUUAAAAUUAGCCUGAUUACGUCAGAUUCUGGCUUGGCAGCAUCUAUUCAUCACGGAGGAGUGACAUGGAAUGAAGCAAAACUGGACAAAAGCUGAAAGACGUGACAAAUUUUGAGGAUUUUAACUGAGAUAAGGGAUCUCCAGGGCCAAGUGACGAGCGACUGGAGCUGUUAUUUUUGCAAUCAGUCACCGGUGGAGGUUGACAUGAGCGUAAACCAUCAUCUUCUGUGCAGUGAGUUCAGUAGAAGCUGUGUGCAGCUGGAGGGCAGUUCAGACGCAUACUGCAACAUCUGGACUGAUGCUGAACCAGCAAGGUUCAAGAGUUGUAGCAAUCGGUCGUUUGCCAUGGAUGCCAGAAUAAGACUGGACAAUCUGAAGGCUGGAUGUAAUUCACCCUCACCUUGUUGUGCCUCAGACAGAGCGUUGUACAGUUUUAGAGGUGAAAAAGACAUCAUGGACAGUGAGGAGACACAAGAGGAACAGUCUGCUUUGGACUUGGUGGAGAUCCUUGAUAUAGAGGACGAUGUUCAGGAUGAAGAGAGCUGGUAGGUGCCUUGAAUUUUAGAAGACUUAAUGAUAAGCUCACAAAAGUGUCCGUGUUCCAAGUUAUACACUUUAAAAGAUGCUGUUCAGGAAAGUUUGUUUCUCAAUCUGACUAGUAUGUCACAUUAGAAGUCUUCUUAACAGCUCUGUUCUUGAGCAGGAGUCAGAUUUGUCUCCCUCAUCACAGGUUAUAUGAGUCUCCAAGGAAGCAGUCGAUUGAGGAGAACAGGGAGUCUGCUCUCAGAUGGUGUCGACACGUCUUUGAUAACCCCAGUCCUGAGAUGGAGGCUGCAUGUCGUGUACUGAUGAAUGUGCUGGAUCAAAAAUCAAGCCAUCCCUUCUACAGACGUCCUGGACUUUUACAUCAUGCUGCCAGUGUCUCUGAGGACUCCUCAUCUAUCAGCACAACACACAACGCCUCUGACACUUCAGAUCACAAUGAGCUGAACAUCUCCAAUGACUCCAUAACCGCAAGCUACAGACUGCAGGAUAUUACAGAUGUCCACAUUAUGGCCCGGAUACAGGAAGCCAGUUUACGUCAGGACUACAUUUCCAUGCCUGCCACUGCUUCACCUAAGAGGAGCACCGAGUCUCCAGUGAUGUUUUCUUCUGGUUUUAGUGCCACAGCUGAAAAUACUGACGACUUUACUCCUCGCCAUAAAACCGAAGCUUCAUCUUCCUCUUGUUGGCAGUCUGGUGUACCAUCACGCAGCUCUUGCCCCUACCAGUCAGCAGCCACAGCGGCUAUGCAGGGCUGCCAAAGUCCCAGACUGGCCAGACUUCACCAGCAAGUCACCCAAUUCAAGCUGCUUAAACUGGCUCAGAAUCAAGCAUCACCAGGCAGGAUGAGGUCACCUCUGCGGACCAGCCUCCGCUCCCUGCAGGCUGUCAGGAACAGCAGAAGCCUGGAGACAGAUGACUGCCAGGCUGCUGACCAAAUCACUCACCCUCCAACAGGUACCUCAUCGACCAGAAUGGGGUCAAGCUACUGGUCUACAUCACGUUCUCCUGCACCUCUGAACUCAUCAGUGCGGACGGCAGCCAUCAAGAAACUGCAGAGAUCUCAGUCUCUGAGCCCCUGCAGGAUCCCUCACCCUGCUAAGGGAUAUCUGUCUGUUCACAGACGAGUUUUUGCCUCACCAGAGAGGCCGACCAGUGCAGCUUGGGCCAGAAAUUUACCAUCCAUUCGGCGGUGAAAGACUUCAUCAGUAGAGUAGCACUGAGGGAAAAUGAAAGCAAAAAAGGCUUGUAAUGAUUUGCUCAUGUGGUUGAUAAGACUGCAUAUUAACAGAAUUAUCUCUAGAUUGUAAACAAAUUCGUGCUUGUAUUAGAAUACUUUAUGGUGUGGUAUGUUGUUCUGGGCAGAGAUCAUGUACGUGUUGUGUCUGUAUGAAGUUUUUACAUUGUGUCAUCUUCCACCGAACCAACCUGUAGGUAGGAAUGCAAGAAUGUGCACGACAAUGCUCUGACAGGAGCAACCAAAGCACCCAUGUUGUGUUUUUUUAAAGACCUAAAUCAUGUUGACUGUUGUAAAAAUACAGUGAAGUUAAAUAAAUGUAGAAAUGUCAGGAUGAUGCUGACAAAUUUACCCAUCUGAGACCUCCUCAAAAUAAUUAAAGUGAAUCAAACAAGCUGCAUUAUUAGUAGUUUUGCAAGAAUGCUGCCAUGCAUGCUGCGUGAGAUCACCUAAUUCCUGACACUGAACUCACGUAGAUUUUAUGACUGACACGUUUGAAAGUGGAAGUGCAGCCUAACUUCACUUCAGUGUGGGCGACUACAGAAUGAGCUACCUUCUGCAGAGCUGUCACAACAGGAACUGAGCACUUUGCCAUCAUGUCAGAGAAGCUAAAUAGGUGAAGUCUGCAUAAAAGGAAGUGUCAUUACCAGGAAACAGAGGUGUGGUUUUGGUGUGGCUGUUUCUUGCAAGGUAUUAAAUGUCAUAUAAUACUUCAGUGCUGGCCACAUUUUGCUGAUGGCUUUGUGUUAACAACUGCAUUUCUUCAAGACGUUUCAAAACCACCUGAAUACACCUUAAACACCCACCGGAGCUCAUCUAAUAGUCCUUAAAUCAUCUGAAGAGGGGAUUUGAAAGCACAAAUCUAGAACUCUCAGGGAAGCUGCACUUCCUCUACUCUGUUCCUACAUGUUACCUGAAGCCCGCUGCUGUUUACAUUGCUGUGGUUCUUAACCUUUCUUUCAUUAAUAACAAAUCUAUUGACAGUCCACUUCUGUUCAUGUUUCUUUGAUCCCUUGUUUGCUUCUUGGCCUGAAUAGGAUCCAUUGACAUCUGUUAGCAACAGAUUACAGGGUUAAGGAACAAAGUCACUGUGUAAAUGUUUAUCAUGGGAACUGGUGAGGAAACACUCGAGUCAGUUCAGACUUUUGUGGAACAAAGACGUUCAAUAGUUUGUUUGCUGGAACAGUUUGGUGUUGGAGUACCCUCUGCUGUCAGAUCGUGUUUUAUGAACUUGAUUUGCUGUGAUGGAACCACAGACACAAAAAAUCUCCAUAAACACAAGAUUUGGACACCAAGAAGUGAACCCUUGAUGAAAAAAAUAAUUGGUAGACUAGUCUGAAACAGCAUCCUGUAACUGAACACUUCAUUUUACUGAUUACUUAUCAAAAUACACACAGUGAAUUUCAACCAGUGACCACAGUCAGAAAAAUCUGUAAAAUCUAUUCUUCUCUACCUCAGCUGUAUUUCUUUGUGUUAUUUCUUUUGCUGAGAUGUCGUGAGCCUCACCUGAACAAUAUGCGUCAACUGCCUAUACUUGAUAAACAACUAUAGCUUGA
Acanthochromis polyacanthus (spiny chromis) is the source of this 4145-nucleotide messenger RNA. RefSeq names its product SLAIN motif-containing protein-like. The record is from RefSeq and is a predicted model, not a curated record. Gene Ontology annotation, biological process: microtubule nucleation; cytoplasmic microtubule organization; positive regulation of microtubule polymerization. Gene Ontology annotation, cellular component: microtubule plus-end. NCBI's taxonomy places the organism in Eukaryota, Metazoa, Chordata, Actinopteri, Pomacentridae. The transcript is spliced from 6 exons. The coding region runs from base 1634 to 2548 and encodes 304 amino acids.